CACUUCGCCUUUUUCCUCUCACUCCCUCUAAUCCAUUUUUCCCCAAAUAUUUUUUUGACUCGUAUACCUAGUCGCGCAUGCAUACAUAGUACCAAUUCAACGUUUUUAAUUAAUCUUUUCUCUCCCUCUCUCUCUCUCUCUCUCUCUCUCUCUUUUUUUUUUUUUUCCUCUUUCAAUUUUAGUCCCAUUAUCACUGAAUUCCUUUUCCCCCCCAUACUUUGAUCCCUAUUAUCAUCAGAGCAAGCACGUGCAUGAGAACGUUUUCAUGAUACAAGGAUGUCCAGUCCAGCUUCAAAAGCCAGUUGGACACCUGGAUUCCAUAGAAUAUUUGUUGAUUUAUGCCUUGGAGAAAUGCUGAAGAAUGAGCCCGGGUCGACGCGAAUUACCAAGGCGGGUUGGAGGAACAUUGUUGGAUCCUUUUAUGCAAAGACUGGUGUGAGAUAUGACAAAAAGCAAUUUAAGAAUCACUAUGAUUCUACCAGAAAGCUAUGGAAAGUCUGGGUCAAGUUGACUGAUGAUAGUAGCAUGAAGUGGGAUCCAGAAACACGAACGUUCGGUGCGUCCGAGGAAGACUGGCAAAAUUAUGUAAAGCAGGUGAUACCAGAAGCGGCACAGUUUCAGUCUAAGGAAAUCCAGUUUAAGGACAAACUGGAUAUCAUCUUUGAUGGAGAAAAUCAUAUCGAGGAAAUGAAAAGGCUUGCAAGUCUCAAGCGGCAACAUGAUGCUUCAGCUACAUCUACUUUGCGCGGAAAAGAGCGGGAGAAGAAACGCAAGAAUGUUAGUAGGGAUUAUGAAUCUGAUAGUACCAUUAUGGUUGACUAUGUGCCAACACCAAAAGCGUCUUGGACACCUACAUACCAUAAAAUAUUUGUUGACUUGUGCAUUGAAGAAACAUUGAAAGGGAACAAGUCUGGAACACAUUUUACCAAGGAGGGCUGGAGGAAUAUUGUUGGAUCCUUUACUACAAAGACUGGGAUGAGAUAUGACAAAAAACAAAUUAAGAAUCACUAUGAUUCAACCAGAAAACUAUGGAAAAUCUGGGAUAAGUUGAUUGGUGAUGAUAACAUGAAAUGGGACCCACAAACCAAUAAGUUUGGUGCUUCUGAGGAAAACUGGCACAAUUUUAUAAAGGCAUUCCCAGAAGCUGCACAAUUUCGGUUUAAGGAACUUCAGUUUUCUGACAAAUUAAACAUCAUCUUUGAUGGAGCUAUGCCAACUGAGGAAAUGAUAACGAGGCUUAAAAGGCAGAAUGAUGCUUCAGCUACAUCACGUGGAAAAGAGCGAGAGAAGAAGCGUAGGAAUGUUUUUCGGGAUUGUGAAUUAAAGAGUGCCAUUAUGGUUAAUGCUAUCCCAAUCAGUACAGUUCCAAGUGAGCAGAGCAUGUCUAGUUCAUCACAUCCCAAGGUCAAAGCUGCAUGGACACCGUCAGUGCAUAAGAUCUUUGUUGAUCUAUGUCUCCAAGAGACAUUAAAGGGGAAUAAGCCUGGGACACAUUUCACGAAGGAAGGUUGGAAGAACAUUAUGGAUUCAUUUUAUGCAAUAACUGGUUUGAAUUAUGGUAGAUUACAACUUAAGAAUCACUGGGAUUCUACCAAGGAACAAUGGAAAAUUUGGUGUAAGCUUAUUGGCACCAGUUACAUGAAAUGGGAUCCAUCUAACAAGAAAUUUGAGGCUAGUGAAGAAGGCUGGAUUAACUAUUUACAGGAAAACCCAGAAGCUGCGCAAUUCCGCUUUAAGGAACUACAAUUCACUGACAUAUUGGAAACCAUCUUUAAUGGAACUACUGUUACUGGGGAGACUGAACCUGCUGCUUUGCAACAAAGGAAAAGUGAUGAUAGCGUUAUUACUUUCCCCUUGCACUCAAAAGAACUCGACACAGCCAACUUAGACGUGAAAAUUGAAUGUCGUUGUGAUGCUGUUGCAUCAAGAAAUGGUGUCAGUAUUCAAAAGAAUGCUAGCGCAGUUUCAUCCACUGAAAGCAAACGUAAUUAUAGUAUCGGUGAAUGCAUUGAAUGCCUUGAUAAAAUGGAAGAAAUAGAGCAAGGAAGUGAUCUUUACAUGUUUGCUUUAGAUGUAUUUCUUAAGCAGGAAUAUAGGGAAAUUUUUCUGCAAUUGAAGAAGUCUAAUUUGAGGAUAUCGUGGUUGCAGCGGCUUCAGUCUGGUGGUCCACCUUCUCUCUAGGUUUUUGUCAUACUUUAAUAUUUUCUUGUUACAGUACUUUGUAGAAGGUGGACUUUAGGCAGUGGUCUGUUCCUAGCAAUACGGUGAUGGUAGAAAUUUUCAGGGGUACUACAAAUGUGAGUUACUUGGAAGCUUAAAAGUGUAUAUCGAUAACUCAUUGAUGUAAUAAUACAAUAGCUCAUAAAUGAUAGUGGAGUUUCUUUUC
Messenger RNA from Cajanus cajan (pigeon pea), 2386 nucleotides. RefSeq names its product Myb/SANT-like DNA-binding domain protein. The record is from RefSeq and is a predicted model, not a curated record. NCBI's taxonomy places the organism in Eukaryota, Viridiplantae, Streptophyta, Magnoliopsida, Fabales, Fabaceae.